Scedosporium apiospermum is the source of this 3516-nucleotide messenger RNA. Its product is annotated as DNA repair protein rad51. The coding region runs from base 1 to 3516 and encodes 1171 amino acids. NCBI's taxonomy places the organism in Eukaryota, Fungi, Ascomycota, Sordariomycetes, Microascales, Microascaceae. The record is from RefSeq and is a predicted model, not a curated record. Gene Ontology annotation, cellular component: nuclear pore. Gene Ontology annotation, molecular function: structural constituent of nuclear pore. The transcript has 3 exons.
AUGGAGUCGAGAGAUGCACCGUUCGUAUUCAAGGAAACGCGCCUAAACCUUGAGCCAUCGUCCUCUGCCUUCGUCGCCAACAUUCGAGUGCCGGCCCCGUCAUCGCAUUCUAGAGGAGCGUACCGACGAUAUACGGGUAGUCAUGGGACGGAUCUGGAUGAAGAAACUACUUUUGCGCAAAAAAACCUGUCGCCAGCGUCGUCAAUCUUCCAGCGCAAGCUAUCAACAUCCCCCACCAGCUUCCUGUGGAGGGUUCUCGAGGAUGGGACCGUCCUCAGCGUUCGAGCCGUGGAUGUAUGCAAGCAAAACAAGACGCCCGACGCGUCCCUCGUGCUCAACUUCAAGUUCACCAUUCCGAUACAGCCCUCUUGCGUGGCCUUGACUGAACCCGACGAUCAUGAUGCGCUCUUCAUCUACGUCAUUGAUCAGUCGAAUCACCUCUAUUCAUUCUCUCUGCGGCCAGAUCUUUUUUGCCGCAGGUCAUCUCUCGAUUCUAAUAUUGGCGAUGUUUGCCGUGUGCACCUUCCCCCCUCACUGGCGUCUAGAUACCCCCAUCGACUGGUAGCCGCCGGCGCGAACACCCUGCUCGUUACCCUUCAUGACGGGGGUUUAGUUCGGCUUGAUAGGAACCAUGCUCACGACGCUUCUGCGAACCCCUGGAUCGAAUCAAACUAUAAUUCUCAAACGUGGGCACAAGGCCUUCGAAACCUCUUACCCAUCCGCGGAAGCAGCACAGUCAAGUAUGGGAAGAUAAACAUGGACUAUAGCGCUGCUGCGUCAGUUCACGUGUCAUCUUUGGGUCUGGACUAUUCGUUCCUGUUUACGGUGUGUAUUGAUCAUCGUAUGCGGAUAUGGAACCCCCGAACAGGACAAAUCCUCCACACGGUCGAUAUCUUGAAUGCCGAGAGAAAUCCCCAAGAGAUCGGGAAGUGGACAAUAGAUCCGUCCCAAACAAACCUGGUUCGCAUCAUUGAGACGGGUCCCGGCCGGGGCGUGUGCGUUACUUUCUCUCCUAUCGGUCCAGGCGAGUUCAAGUUUUGGAAAGUCUUGGCAAAAACCGAUUCCAACCUUAUUCUAGAGGAUGCUUACCCCAAUGACCACUUUAUCCCGAAUGCGCCAUCCCUCUCUGAUGCCUGGACGCUCGCCGAUUUUUCCAUCUCAGAGAUUGCUGACGCCCAACUGCACAUUUGGAUACUAUGGAAGAACAACACAACCUACCGCGUCCAAAGACUUCGGCUUACACUGACGGAGAUGACUGAGUCGUGGGAGUCGGGGAGUGAUGCCGUGUAUUUCGACUCUAGCCUUCCCACGGCUGAAACAUCCGGACCCUGUGACCCCAUCGAUUCCACUGAGAGGUGGCUCGAGGUGAUCCUUUGUCCUGGUCGUUUCACGAGGUCCACCUUAGAGACCGCGCUGGCUAUAUAUGAACGUGGCCUGGGGAAGAAGACCGAGGGCUCGUCCAAAGGGCCAAGGAGCCUACCGGAGUCGAUAUGCUUAGUCCUUGCGUCUACAGCCGCGUUGGAGCGGGGUCCAUCUGGCGGCAUGGACUAUGAGCAAUUCAGGUCGGCGAGCGAAAUUCACUGGAGACGAUUUUACCGUCUUCUGGUGGAGCUGGAUAAAAGGCGAAGCGAGGCCGUAUCCCUAGUGCUGGACUCGGCUGCGGACACGGCCUGGGUUGUGUGCGCCGACUUUGUCUCCGCGAUUCGCGAGUGUAGCCAACUGGAGAAACUUUACCACAACCUGUCUCGCCCGGAAGGCUCACAAAAGGAUGUGGCCAAGCUAGUUUCCACUGCUCUCUCUUUCUUGGAUGUUUUGCCAGACAACAUCAUGCAAGUAUGCAAUGCCGUGCUGCGCCCAGAGCUCUUCGAAGACACAACGAAAACGGACUUGGAGCGCAUCCAGUACUUCUCCGACAAAGCUGGGUUCUGGCGGGGCGUUACGGAAGAAGAUUGCAUUCCCGUGGUCGAAAAUCUGGGUCAGAAUUUUAACCUCGUGACUCUUGACUUAUACAACCAGAUUCUUGACCUUGUUGCGCCGGAUGCUUCCACUAACAGGAACAUCCGCCAUCCCUUGACCGAGUUUGGUAGAAAACUUGUUGUGAAAUCAGUCCAGGACAACUUGGCGCUGCAAUGGAAGGUGUGUUUCAGCCAGCUGAUCCUGCUGGUGCACAUGGAGUUCGAAUUUGAGCAAGAAGAGGACGCACUACAUCACAGAGUGGACAUUGGUACGGUCUUCCGAAGGCUAGUCGACGUUCUGCGCCGGCUCGAGCUCCUUCGCUGGCUCUCGAAAGCGGAAAUCUCUGUCCCACUGCGGAUGGAACGAGGUGGAGCGUCGUCUCCCGUAGCCUUGAAACGCGGGAACGACGAAAUGCAGACCAUCACAGCUUUGGAAGGCAGCGUCGGACAUCUCCUUGGGUUCGGCGAUGUUAAGCGCGAGCCGCUCGCUUCGAGCCUUACCGACAUCGUGGCUAGCCUUUGUUCGCCGGAGAGCGACAUUGAACUGUCACCAGCACAUAUUCAGUGCUUCCUCGUCAAGAGGGAUAGGGCGGACCUCGCUGCUGAACUCAUCCCCUUCAGUGACCGUACUCCAUUCUCGACAUAUGUUCAAGGCCGUGUAUUCCUCGCCUUGAGGGACUAUUCAUCGGCUUCUAUUUACUUUAAGAAGGCGGCUAUCGGUCUAAGCGUUGAAGAUGCUGGGACAGAUAGGCAUAGCGUCGGUCUUCUUGAUGACACCGAAUGGAACCUGCUUUAUAAAGGCAUGGCGAAAUACUACUGUCAUAUCGUCUCUAUCUUCGAAAAGGCUCGGGCAUACUCUUAUGUCGUGGAGUUCUCGCGGUUAGCACUUCAGUUCAUAUCCUCUACCAACCCGGCCGAAGCGCAGCUUAUUCGGGCCGAAAUGCUCAGCCGUCAGUUCAAUGCGGCCGUGGCCAUUUCUUCGUUCGACGUGGCACAUGCAGCCCUCCUGUCCAUGACGGAUCAGGCGGUGCAACACUCCAGCUUACGCAAGCUGAUUGACAAGAUGUGCGAAUCCUGCCACAACAUCGAACUCACUUCGCUCCCCUUCACCGGUCUCACAGCGACCGUUGAUGAUAUCCUCACCCAGAAAUGCCGCUCCUCCGGUGACGUUGUCCACGGCGUGCCUUACCACCAAAUCCACUACUCGUGGCGAAUCAGCCGCAACGACUAUAGGGGAGCCGCCUCCGUGCUUCUAGAAAGAAUACACAAGCUCCAGGCCGCCGGCGAGGGAGACAAGUUUGUCGGCGAGGAUGUCCUCGAUACACCCGUGACAAGGCACUAUCUUUUACUCAUAAAUGCUCUUAGUUGCGUCAACCCGAAGCAGGCGUGGAUCUUUUCCGAAGAGGUCAGCGACACCGAGGGUGGCGUGAAGCCUGGCAAGAGGAAGGUGGUGACGCUGGCGGAUGUGCGGAAGCAAUACCAGGAGGAACUGGACAGGAUUGCGGCUAUCCAGAAUGAUCAAUUUGGGUUCGAGGCAGAUGAUGCCAUGCAGAUUCUGUAA